AUGUCAAGCUUGGGGGAAGCCAAAGAUGUCAAUUUAUCUAUCGAGGAAGAAGUGAACGCGAGACGUGGCUAUUCAGCUGCUCUUAAUAAUCCUAAAGUAUCCAGAAAGUCCAAGGAUAAUGCAUUAGACCUACUCAAUGAUGAGCUUGACGGGGACGCACCUCGACAUUACCUUGAUCAGGCUCCGGACCAGAGUACAGACUCGAGUGGUCUAGUUGGCGUGGAAAAAGCUGCACCUGUAUCACCAUAA
Molecule: messenger RNA, 249 nt
Organism: Penicillium psychrosexuale
Lineage: Eukaryota; Fungi; Ascomycota; Eurotiomycetes; Eurotiales; Aspergillaceae
Product: Con-6 family protein
Exons: 3
Coding region: 1-249 (82 amino acids)
Source: RefSeq, a predicted model, not a curated record